CCUUUACUUUCCUUUCCUUCCACCACAUCAACUCCACAUACAUAGUUCUCUCAACUCCUUCCUUUCCCAUUUGCCUCCCCCCCUUUUCCCUCCAAUCCCUUUGUCUCCCUUCUUCUUCAUUUCUAUUAUCUUCCCCUUUAGUCAUUACCCCACCCCAACCCCCCUCCUAAAAUAACCCUUCCAACCCAACAAAAACCUAAGAAAACCCAUCAUAAUACCCCAAUAAUGGAGAAAACCUCAAUAAAUCCUACAACUACUACUAGUAACUCCCUAGAUCAAACCCAUGAUUUCAUGAAUGUAGACUCCUUCUCUCAACUCCCCUUCAUCCGGCCCGCCCCGACCACCACCACCAAACCCUCCUCCUCGGCAACCGCCAACACUGCGGCUAUCCGCCUCUUCGGCAUCGACUUCUCCUCCUCCUCCACCACCGCCACCACCGAAAACUCUGAUUCCGGCGAUAGCAACAACCUCGAAACCACCAUCACCACCACCACCAACACCACCACAACCACCACUAGUGAAAGUAGUGGAAGGAAAUUUGAAUGCCAUUAUUGUUGUAGAAACUUCCCUACAUCACAAGCCCUUGGAGGCCACCAAAAUGCACACAAAAGAGAAAGACAACAUGCUAAAAGGGCCCACCUUCAGUCAGCCAUGAUGACGGCGGACCCCACCGGACACCACCAUCACCAUUUUUAUGGCUUAGCUAACAGCUACCAUCACCGUACUUCAACUAACUCUUACUACCCUACAUCACUUUCCAACACAGCCAGGUACUCUUAUCACUACCCCACCCAAAACCCAACCCACCCACCAACAAUAAACGGUAACCCAUUAACAGUUUGGCGGAUCCCUACAACAGUUCAUUCUCAUUCAUCUCAUCAUCAUACUUAUGCUAGCUCACUUCAUCGUGACCGUUCAUUGCCUUUACUUGCUGGAUCUCAUCAUCCGGGUAUGAAUAUAAAUAUGGGUAUGGGUUCUUCUCAUCCGGGUCAAGUUCGCCGUGGAAGUAGUGACCAAGUGAGUUUGGAUCUUCAUUUGUAAUAAUUUUUUUAAUAUAAUACUUUUAUUUAUGUCAUUGGUUUAUUUUAGUUAUUAGUAGAGCUAAGCUUGCUCUUGAACAAAAAUUAGGGUUUAUUGAGGAGUACUUUUGUGUACUUUUGCUAAUUAUUAGAAUUAUUAAUCUUAAUUAAUUAUUCCUUUGUGGAAGCCAAUUAAGCUUGACUUUUUUUUUUUUUUAUUUAGCUAUGUAAUUAAAUUAUUUUGAUGAAAAAAGAGAAGAUUCAGGUUUAUGUUUAAUUAGCUUAUUUUCAUAUCAACAUUUAAGCGACUCAUCAUCAUAUAUUCAACAAUUGAAAUUCGCUCAUAAAAAUUUUAAAUUUGAUUAAAGUUUAUAGAGGAUUAAAAGACGACAGACUAUAAGAGUAUAAGUGAGCAGCUUCGUUCUUCAAUGUAUGUCAAUGGAGGAAUCCAAUAUAAACGUGAAUGACGUCUUUUUAAAGUUAAUAGGAACUCACCCAUUCUUGUGUGAUAUGGUUUCACCGUAAAGCGUUUUUUAUAGAUUGAUCAUAAUUCAAUUAAUAUAAUAAUAAUUAAUAUAUGAAUUUCUUAUUUUGAAAUCAUUUCACUGUAAAAUGGUAUCUAACAAGAUAGUUAAUAGAAAUUUCAUUUGUUGGACUUAAAUUGUUAUAGUAUUACUAUUAAGUAAUCUAUAUACAUAAGAAUAAGCUUGGAAGUAAAUUUCUUUUGUAUGUGUUGGAAGAAGAGUAUAUAAAUUUUUUAAUUUGGUGUAUGGAUAAUUCUCUAUAGGUAAGAGUGAGGGAGAGGGGGAAUUGAUAUAAAUUUUCUAUUUGGUGAGAAGCUAAUUUUUAUCUAUUAGUGGAAAAAAUAUUAUACAUACAACGAUUUUUUGUGUCAUAUAUGCUGCGGUUUAGACCUUAAACACACGUGAUGGCAGCGGAUAUGUUUAUUUGCUGCUUCAAUUUAAAACCGAAACGGAUCAGAAGUGAGAGGAAAAAUGUUCAAUCACUAUGAAUAAAGGAUGAAUUAUUUUUGAUUUGGUACCAUUUACACUAUUAUUUUUCUAAUUAAGGAUUUGUGAGGUUGAAUUAGUAUUUUGGAAAUAAGCUCCAAUUUGGUAUUUUGACAAUUUUACACAAUCUGAAAAUUGCUACGAUGCCCAUCAAAAUCAAAUAGAAUUGGUUGAUUUGAAACUUUUGAACUGCUAUUACGCUCCUGGAAAUAAAUUUCAAAUUUGGUAUUUUGACAA
This is a messenger RNA of Amaranthus tricolor (Joseph's coat), 2266 nucleotides long. Its product is annotated as zinc finger protein 8-like. Lineage: Eukaryota; Viridiplantae; Streptophyta; Magnoliopsida; Caryophyllales; Amaranthaceae. Gene Ontology annotation, biological process: trichome differentiation; response to gibberellin; trichome morphogenesis. The coding region runs from base 226 to 1041 and encodes 271 amino acids. The record is from RefSeq and is a predicted model, not a curated record. Gene Ontology annotation, molecular function: DNA-binding transcription factor activity. The transcript has a single exon.